Epithele typhae is the source of this 2049-nucleotide messenger RNA. RefSeq lists its product as uncharacterized. Lineage: Eukaryota; Fungi; Basidiomycota; Agaricomycetes; Polyporales; Epitheliaceae. Bases 1 to 2049 code for a protein of 682 amino acids. The record is from RefSeq and is a predicted model, not a curated record. The transcript has 10 exons.
AUGAAGAACAGCCAGGCGGCGGAGAUGUGGAAGAAACUUGACGAGGAGGAGCAAGAGGAGUGGCUGGACUUGGCUGCCGAGUACAACACGAAGCCACCGCCUCCGGACUUUCAGCGAGACUACGCAAACAAGAAUAUGGUCCACAUCGUCGAAGAGUUCAUCAAAUUCAUGUUCCGCGUUUGUGGUGCCGCGGUCUUUGUAUACACCACCCGCCCAGCUAUUGGCGGUCAGGUCAAUACGCAUUUCGACGACACCACACAGUACAUGGAGACGGCCGACGCCUUGCAAAAGCACCAACUCUGGGACACGAACACGAAGGUGGCCUGCUUGGAGACCUUCAGUAGGCUGCUCGGCAUGAUCGGCGCUCAGAGACCAAAACCUAUUCCGUCGGCAACGGCGGGAUCGCUCAUCCACCGUGGCAUCAAACACAUGUACGGUCUACCGCAGCCAUUUCACUCUAGUCACAAUGGCAAGAAGAUGACGAGCAAAGAAGUUUACGCCCACGGUUGCGACUUUUUCCGGCUCCAUCUCAAAGACUAUUUAACGUCCGAAUUCAAGGAUAAGUUCGACUGCAUGAGCAAGAUGUCGAUCAAGGCUCAGAAUAACUGGUUCCAGUACAUCCUCCAGACAGAGGCAUCAUUGCCGGCACCGGAAGAUUACGCUGAGCCUGCCCGGGGGAGUACCGAGCACUGUAUGUGGACGACGUUACCGAGAGCGUUUCCCGGAAACGGUGCCGAAGCUGGUCCGUCCAAAAAGUCUAGGCGGGGCGGCAAGUCCAAGAGGAACACGGAUGGCGAGUAUUCCACCGGGAAGCGUACGAGUCGUAAACGGGGCAAGACGGCGAAGCGCAAGGGCAAGGGCAAAGGGAAGGGACCCUCCUCCUCCGACGAGGAGAACGACAACUUCUUCGAGAACGAGGCUGAUAAGGAGGACCGAGAAGAGGACGAGUUCGAAGAGCUCCAAUCUGGUGAUGGUGAUCACGACGAGUCCGGGGACGAUACCGACAGUGACAAGGAGGGUCGGAAGAACGAGGAGGAAGACGAGGAUGGCGACGGCGAUGAGGUUCGGAAGUCGCUCGAGGACACCGGCAUUGACGAGACACCCACUGCUGCGUCGGAAGACUAUGACGGCCCAGGGUACGUCGACGUGAGGACACCACCGCCGUCAGGCCUCCGUUCGCCGGUUGUGCGUCGAACAACCGUACUUCCGGCGGAGCGUCCGGCACCGUAUGGUGUCAAACCCGGCGGGGUCGUCCCGUUCCUCGAGAGCUUGUGCGCCGAGACGCAGUACCAGAACCUCCUGACCCGUGUAGCCAAGGCGCUCGAGACGAAGGUGGACAUUCCACCCAUUCCAGCCGCUCCGUGGGCAACAUGGGCUAACGUCCACGGGUUUGUUGGCCAUGAUCUCUACAACGACGCACAAGAGGUGGUCCGACUGCUCGACUGGAUCGGCGAUCAAUCGGUCCGCGAGGAUCUUGACCGCGUCUCGGUGCAAAGGAUCUGCUUGGUGUUCGGACUCCUCGCCCGAGACUCCCGUCAAGCGAACGACUUCCGAGAAGAGUCCCCUCCGCCGGAAUUCGACAGCGGAGAUGAUUUCGGGCAGAGCGCCUUGACACUAUUGCGUUGCGGCGCAGGUAAUCUCCUCAAAGGAUCCUUCCCCGAGCGCAUGAAUGUCCUCUGCGAUAUGAUGGAGCUGACGCUCGAAGCUGGGUGGAAGCCGAAACGGACCGGUCCGAUGCCACGCCCAGUGAAGAAAAAGGGGAAAGCUGCGGACAACGGUGCUGGACCAUCCUCCUCGACAUUGCCCGGCAAUGGAACAACCGACGAAACCGAGGGAACCACCGGCACGAAGGUUGCGGGGGCUGCGCCCAAGCAGCUUCAACAACCACCGCGGCGGUCCACACGUGCAGUCCAGGUCACUGCCGCGGGGCUCGCGGCGGGAGUCAAGAUCACGUCCACUCCGCCAACCAGAGCAGUGGAUGUACCGAAGCAGGCGCCAGGGACAGCCGGCGAGGGUGGCCAACUUCGGAAGCGUACAAAGACCCAGUGA